GUGUCCCUGGCUGUCAGUGUGGGAGAUCAGUCGUGUGUGUGAGUGUGUAUUUCUCCUCAAAUGGUCAGUGUGUCUAUGUUAUCACACCUGUGUGAGCAUCAGAGAUGGAAUUGGACAGUAAGCGCUACUCUCGGAUGGAGGAGGAUGGAGAACAACAUAAAGACACUGAGGCUGUGGGUGUGGCGAACGACCAGUGCACUAUGGGUGAGGAGACGAGGUGUAAUGACAUCACAGUGAUAGAUUCUAACUCCACCCCCUUCCGGAUCACCCCUCUGAAGCACUGUUUAAAGGCUCCGACUGGACCUCUGGCAUAUCUCAUCACCACAGUGUGUCUGGGAGCGUUGUUGUUCGGGGUGGUCUGGUCCAUCGCUGAGAAGGAGUGUUAUCCAGGGGGGAAUCUGUUCGGCAUCAUCAUCUUGUUUCUCUGUGCUGUGUGUGGAGGAAAACUGGUCGGACUGAUCCAACUCCCCACACUGCCUCCCUUCCCCCCUUUACUUGGUAUGUUGCUGGCAGGUCUGGUGCUGCGUAACGUACCGUACGUAACUGAGGCGGUCCACAUUGAGCAGACCUGGUCAGCAGCUCUGAGGAACGUCGCUCUGGCCAUCAUACUGACCCGUGCUGGACUGGGCCUCAACCCUUCGGCUCUCCGCAGACUCAAGGCGGUGUGUGUGCGACUGGCAGUAGGACCGUGUACAGUGGAGGCAUCAACAGUAGCUGUGAUGUCUCACUUCCUGAUGGGCUUGCCCUGGGUCUGGGGAUUCGUACUGGGGUUUGUUCUGAGUGCUGUAUCCCCAGCGGUGGUGGUGCCCUCCAUGUUGUUACUCCAGAAGGAUGGCUACGGCGUGGAGAAGGGAAUCCCUACUCUGCUGAUGGCUGCUGGGAGUUUUGAUGACAUCCUGGCCAUCACAGGUUUCACCACCUGUCUGGGCGUGGCCUUCGCCUCAGGUUCUAGUUGGUAUAAUCUGGGUCGGGGGGUGCUGGAGGUGGGAGGAGGAACAAUCAUCGGAAUCAUUCUUGGAUUUUUCCUCCGUUUUUUCCCCAGCAGAGACCAGGAGGAUGUGGUAUUGAGGAGGAGUGCGAUGUUGCUGGGUCUGUCUGUGUUUGCUGUGUUCGGAAGUAGAGUGGCUGGUUUCCCGGGAGCAGGAGGACUCUGUACUCUGGUCAUGGCCUUCCUAGCUGCGCUGGGCUGGGGGGCAGAGAAGGGCCCAGUAGCAGCAGUGGUAGGGAGCUUCUGGGACAUCUUCCAGCCGCUGCUGUUUGGACUGAUAGGAGCAGAAAUCACAGUAUCUACACUGAACCCCAAUACAGUGGGUCUGGGUCUGGUCUGUAUCAGUGCAGGCCUGCUGGUUCGUGUUCUGGUAACUCUAUCUGUGGUUCUGUUUGCUGGUUUCACUCUGAGAGAGAAGCUCUUUAUCGCUUUGGCCUGGAUCCCCAAAGCCACCGUACAGGCAGCGAUAGGUUCUACAGCCUUGGACAUGGCCCGUGUGUCGGGGGAUGAGGUUCUGGUGAAGUACGGUCUGGAUGUUCUGACUGUGGCUGUUCUGGCCAUCCUCACUACAGCACCUAUAGGAGCCCUGGGGAUCGGCCUGGCGGGGCCCAGACUGCUGACCAGACACUCGGAGGACACACACGCAGACAGGAAAGAGGGCACUGAAGAGGACGCCCCAGAGUCUGUGUCGGGACCCGUGUCUAAAGGGGUGGAGCCAUGUGAGAGCAAGAUGUGACCUCAGCCAAUCACCUUCCAGACAGCAGGGUCCAUUGGACCAGUCAUAAUUCAGAACAGACACUUUGACUGCAUUCCAAAUGGCACCCCGUUACACUGUGUCCUGGUCUAAUGUAGUCCACUAUAUUAUAGAGAAUAGGGCCCUGGUCUAAUGUAGUCCACUAUAUUAUAGAGAAUAGGGCCCUGCUCUAAUGUAGUCCACUAUAUUAUAGAGAAUAGGGCCCUGCUCUAAUGUAGUCCACUAUAUUAUAGAGAAUAGGGCCCUGCUCUAAUGUAGUCCACUAUAUUAUAGAGAAUAGGGCCCUGGUCUAAUGUAGUCCACUAUAUUAUAGAGAAUAGGGCUCUGGUUUAAUGUAGUCCACUAUAUUAUAGAGAAUAGGGCCCUGUUCUAAUGUAGUCCACUAUAUUAUAGAGAAUAGGGCCCUGCUCUAAUGUAGUCCACUAUAUUAUAGAGAAUAGGGCCCUGCUCUAAUGUAGUCCACUAUAUUAUAGAGAAUAGGGCCCUGGUCUAAUGUAGUCCACUAUAUUAUAGAGAAUAGGGCCCUGCUCUAAUGUAGUCCACUAUAUUAUAGAGAAUAGGGCCCUGGUCUAAUGUAGUCCACUAUAUUAUAGAGAAUAGGGCUCUGAUCUAAAGUAGUGCACUAUAUUAUAGAGAAUGUCCCCAACUCCAUCAGGAGACCACUGUUCUGUUGACCUUUACAAUGAGUCCAUGCCCUGUCCCCAACUCCAUCAGGAGACCACUGUUCUGUUGACCUUUACACAUUCAGCCCUGUCCCCAACUCCAUCAGGAGACCACUGUUCUGUUGACCUUUACACAUUCAGCCCUGUCCCCAACUCCAUCAGGUGACCACUGUUCUGUUGACCUUUACACAUUCAGCCCUGUCCCCAACUCCAUCAGGAGACCCCUGUUCUGUUGACCUUUACAAUGAGUCCAUGCCCUGUCCCCAACUCCAUCAGGAGACCACUGUUCUGUUGACCUUUACAAUGAGUUCAUGCCCUGUCCCCAACUCCAUCAGGUGACCACUGUUCUGUUGACCUUUACACAUUCAGCCCUGUCCCCAACUCCAUCAGGAGACCCCUGUUCUGUUGACCUUUACAAUGAGUUCAUGCCCUGUCCCCAACUCCAUCAGGAGACCCCUGUUCUGUUGACCUUUACACAUUCAGCCCUGUCCCCAACUCCAUCAGGAGACCCCUGUUCUGUUGACCUUUACAAUGAGUCCAUGCUCUGUCCCCAACUCCAUCAGGAGACCACUGUUCUGUUGACCUUUACACAUUCAGCCCUGUCCCCAACUCCAUCAGGAGACCACUGUUCUGUUGACCUUUACACAUUCAGCCCUGUCCCCAACUCCAUCAGGAGACCACUGUUCUGUUGACCUUUACAAUGAGUCCAUGCCCUGUCCCCAACUCCAUCAGGAGACCACUGUUCUGUUGACCUUUACAAUGAGUCCAUGCCCUGUCCCCAACUCCAUUAGGAGACCACUGUUCUGUUGACCUUUACAAUGAGUCCAUGCCCUGUAUGUACUGAAUACAUUAGAAUA
Molecule: messenger RNA, 3261 nt
Organism: Oncorhynchus masou masou (cherry salmon)
Lineage: Eukaryota; Metazoa; Chordata; Actinopteri; Salmoniformes; Salmonidae
Product: sodium/hydrogen exchanger 9B2-like
Exons: 12
Coding region: 105-1724 (539 amino acids)
Biological process (GO): proton transmembrane transport
Cellular component (GO): membrane
Molecular function (GO): antiporter activity
Source: RefSeq, a predicted model, not a curated record